AUGGCCGAGCGGAGAAAAUCUCAACCAGCCAGCAGGGGCGAUGCCAACAAAAAGGGCGAAAUGGAUCUUACCACCAUUCUCGACGAAGCUCAGCGCGCGGAUCUUACGUUACUCGUCGCGAACAUCACCGAGUCAAUGCGCAAACAGAUUUUGGACAACUUCGACUCCACAGCUGGACUGGACAAGUCUCUUUUGCGCGAAGGCAUGACCGAGGAUGAGAAGAUGAUGGCUGCUGACCCUGGCAAUGCCGAUGUUGGCGCCUUUGACCGAGAACGCAAACUCAAGGAAGAAGGCGACAAGGAUCUGGCUACGAUGAAGAUGAAGAAUCUCAAGAAGAACGCAUUGAAGGCCUAUGAUGAAUGGCGUGAGCAGGUCAUCCUCCGAGUCGGUCAGGUCGUCAACAGCGAGCGGACUGCCAAAGACCAAGUCCAGAAGAAUGCUGGCAAAGCCGACAUUGCAAGACCGCAGACGACUAAUACUACUGCCAAAGUCAUGGAGGCCCCAGCCAAGAUCGUCAGUUUGAGAUUUAGAGAUCUCUUUCCUCCAACGAAGACGCCGUUGACGAAGAUGCCAAUGGACAAAAGAACACUGAUACUUCAUUCUGUACUGCUCCUAUUAUUGUCUUUGGAACACUAUAAUGCCUACUCCCGUGUACUUAUGCUCAAUUUGACCUCCUCCUUGAAGCUACCCCUCAAGACAUUCGAACAGGAUGAGUACACCACCGCAAAAGGUCUUCUUGAGGCGGCCAAGGAGAUGACAGCCGACGAAGAGCGGCAGAAGAAGGCAGAUGAGAACAAAGAGUCGAGGAAAUGGAAGGUCGGUCUGGCCACGGCUGCUGGUGCGGCCAUUAUCGGUGUGACCGGCGGUCUUGCUGCACCUCUUGUCGCUGCCGGGGUUGGCUCUGUCAUGGGAGGUCUUGGGCUCGGGGCCACCACUGCCGCCGCCUACCUGGGUACCGUAGCGGGAAGCAGUGUCGUUGUUGGUGGCCUCUUCGGCGCUUACGGAGGCAGAAUGACAGGCCAGAUGAUGGAUAAUUAUGCUCGCGAGGUCGAGGACUUCCAGUUUCUUCCUGUUCACGGCAGCAGCAGCAAGAAAACUAGUGAAGACGAGAAGAAGGGCGCUAAACAAGCCAGUGAACAUGACCAUAAACUUCGGGUCACGAUUGGCAUCUCUGGCUGGUUGACAGAGAAAGAAGAGGUCGUCAAACCAUGGCGCGUGAUGGGGACUGGAGCUGAAGUCUUUGCUCUGAAGUAUGAACUCGAAGCGUUGCUGAAUCUGGGCAAUGCUAUGAAUGGCAUGGUUCGGUCGGCCGCUUGGGGUUACGCACAAAAAGAAAUCAUCCAGCGGACAAUCUUCGCUGAACUGGCGGCUGCGCUGUGGCCCAUCGGCUUGCUCAAGGUUGCUCGAGUCAUUGAUAACCCGUUCAGUGUUGCAAAGAGCCGGGCUGAAAAGGCUGGCGAAGUGCUCGCUGACGCUUUGAUCAAUCGAGCUCAAGGCGAGCGGCCAGUCACUCUCAUCGGCUAUUCGCUCGGAGCGCGUGUCAUAUACACGUGCUUGAUGAGUUUGGCGAAACGGAAAGAGUUCGGCAUCAUCGAGCAUGCUGUCCUCAUCGGCUCUCCUACGCCUAGCGAUACCAGCGACUGGCGAGUCUUGCGCAGCGUCGUUGCAGGGAGACUUGUCAACGUCUUCUCGGUCAAUGAUUACAUUCUAGGGUUCAUGUACCGCACAUCAGCCGUCCAAUACGGUGUUGCGGGUCUGCAAAAGGUCGAAGGGUUGAGUGGCAUCGAGAACUUCGACGUGUCUGACGACGUCGACAGCCACCAGAAGUACCGGUACUUGAUUGGAGCGAUCCUCAAGAAGAUUGGCUUCGAGGACAUCGAUAUGGCGGCGGUGGAGCAGGAACAUCAGUCGCUGUUGCAGAUGGAGGAAGAGGAGAAGAAACAAUCACUACAGUCACAACGCAAAUGGUUGUUACGGCGUCAAUCCACUGGCGGCAAGGAAGACGAAGCGGCCGAAGCAGAGGCCGAAGCCAGCGAGUUGGAAAAGACCGUUCAAGACCAGACGCAGAAGAGCUUGAUGACCAGAGCGAUCGAAUACUUCUACGUCCCUAGUGUUCCCAGCACUGCAGAAGCCGAAAGAUCAGCUGGAAACCUGCAGAAUGCCGCGCAGGAUCCUAGUCGGGCAGGAAACGUCGCAGGUCAGACAGUGCAAGGUGCUCAGGACUCGACGCAGGGCUAUGCUGCCAAACUGUACAAGAGCCUACCUAGUAUGCCAUACGCGAGCCGGUCAACGCCGACAAGUGCAGCACAGAAACCGUCUCUAGGGGAUACGAAGGAUGUUGCUGGGCAAGCAAGCAGAGCCGGCGAAGGCGCCACUGGCCAAGGCAGGAACUAUGUCAAGCAAGCCUCGUCAUAUCUCCAAUCUUUGCCCGGCAGCAUUCCGUCGCUGUCAAGAGGCACUGGCGGCAGAACCAAAAGCCAAGCAUCCAAGGCAGAGUCCCCUGCACCGCAAAAGGCUGUCGACAUGGCAUCCAGCGCGGCCGACACCACGACAUCCGGCGCGAAAAGCACAGCAGGUGUCGUUUCCGAUACGCUUUCUCCAACUGUGCAGAACGCGCUCGACCCGAAGGACAACCCGGCGGUGCAAUCUACGAAACAGGUCGCCAACAACGCGCCCAUCAUCCACCAAGCCAAAGAUCGAGUACCAGCACCUGUGCAAUCCGCCGCCGCAGAAGUCUCGGAUGCAGUAGGUACAACGGCACAGAAUGCAAGCCAGACAACGCAGAAAGGUCUUGAUACCGCAACCAGCAAGGCAGGCGAUGCAGGCAAAGCUGUCACAGAAGCCGGUUCUUCAUUAGGAGGCAAAGCAUCCCUUCCAGGCUUGGGCAGCCAAACCAAUGCCGGUGCCUCCAACACAGGGGCGGGAACAGGAGCUGCUAGUUCGAGCUAUACUUCGCGAGCCGCGUCCUACUUACCGAACGUCAGCAUGCCGAGUCUCGGGUUCGGCGGUGCCGGUCAGAAUCAGAAAGAAAGGGCUAAGCCACCGAAACUCGAGAAACGGCCGUCGGCCUCACGGCCCAUUCUCGACAAGAGCCCCUCAGAAACCGAGAAGGCGGGACUAAAAUCUCCCAUUCUCCCAACAAGGCUCGACAGCAUUCCGUCAGGCGUCAAAUCGCCGGCCGCAGGCCUCAAACGAGUCCUGUCGGGCGCCAGGUCACCGCUUCCGAAGCUCGACAAGGUCCCCUCUCGGUCUGGAGUCAAAUCCCCUCCUGCAAAGCUCGAACGUCUCCCGUCUGCUGCGUCGGGCGUCGACACUCCACCCACAUCCGUCCCGACGCCGAACCUUUCUCGACAAGCGUCGGGCCUGAAGUCACCCUCUGUGCCGCCUAAACUUCCUCCACGGCAGAGCUCAAGCCAACAAGGCCAACUCAACAAAACGGACAACAACAACAACAACAACAACAACAACAACAACGUCAUCUCUGGCACAGCAGCACCUGCUGAUGCAGCCGCAGGAGUCUUUCAGGGUGCUACCAAUGUAGCAUCAGGUACCGCAAAGCAGGGCGGAAAUAUGCUCUCGGGGAUGGGUCGAGCCGUUGGAUUUUGA
Capronia coronata CBS 617.96 is the source of this 3606-nucleotide messenger RNA. RefSeq lists its product as uncharacterized. The transcript has a single exon. Lineage: Eukaryota; Fungi; Ascomycota; Eurotiomycetes; Chaetothyriales; Herpotrichiellaceae. Bases 1 to 3606 code for a protein of 1201 amino acids. The record is from RefSeq and is a predicted model, not a curated record.